AUGGACAUCAACCUGUACAUCCACAGUGUUGAAGUUGAGCUGUGCACGGAGGACACAGCUUUUAGAGAGAACAAGCAGGAGGAAGAAAAUGUGGUGUACUGUCUGCACAUUAAAGUGGAGAGUGGGGACGCGAGGGGAGAGUCAAGUAAUCGAGGAUGCAACGGGUCAGCCAAUUUAUCAGGCACUUGGACAAAUGCUCAACCAAGUGGUGACGUAAGUGGCCGCCCCUAUGGCGCGCAGCGUAGUCUGAAGAACGAAAUACCUAAUGGACUCUUUUACGAAACGCCAUGGUACAUGUGCGUGAAGAAGGAACAGAACGAAAUAUGCCUCAUGUCGUACGAAGUGAACAUUUCACACGCCUUUAACAUGCUGGAGAGGGACGAGGGACUCAUCCUGUACGUGCUGCGGAAAGACCUGAACAAAGACAAAGUGGAUUAUCUGCACCGAAGCGAACUGAACAUGAAGAACAAAAGACUCUACGAUAAGAAUUAUUGUAUCCUUUUCGAAAAUGAUAAACUAAAGGGGAAAAUAAAAGUUCAUUUAAAAAACGGAAUAAUAUAUAAUCACACGUUAAGUGAAAUAAAAACAGGUAAUUAUUUGAAAGAUGUUCAUGAGCAGAUAUUUUUGCCAAGUGAAUUUUCCACAGAGUUAGAUCAAACAGAAAUGGAAAACAAGAUUAACCAUGAUCAAAAGGAACAGAGCGGAUUAUCGCAAGACAAGAAUAUAAUUAACGAGUUCAAUGAUCUCCUUAACGCAAGGAGAAUUUUAUACUGGGUCUACAUAGACGACAAUGGGAAGGAACAAGGCCCCUUCAAUAGCAACACCAUUUUUACAUGGAUCAUAAAUGAAUAUUUUGAGGACGAUACGUUAAUCAGAUUACACGAUAAGGAUAAGUACUACAAAAUGUGUGAAGUGAUUAGCUAUAUUGAAAAAAACGUUUUACUAAAUUCGGGAAGCCAUGAACUGCUUGGUGAUAACCUGACGAACAACAUUGAGGGUACUCUUUCCCAGGGAGUCAAUACAAAAUUGGAAGAUUCAAAAGGGAGCCAAACGGAGAAACAUAAAUUUUUCAUCCAAGGGGGAGUUACUACCCCCGAUGGCAUGGACGACUACGUUAUAAGGAGAAGUGAAAUAUAUUUUCCCGAAGGGGAGUACGUUGGACAGUACAUGGAGAAAAAAUCCCAAAAAUUAAACGACAAGCACAACAACGAAGUGAGUGAAAAGAAAUCCACAUCUGAUAUUCACAGUAAAAGGGAAGAUUUUACAAAGGGGGCAAAUGCCACAAUUCAUAACACAGCACAUGAUAACAAAAAUGGAAAAAAAAAAAAUCAAGUGAAAAGGCUGAAAAGGGAGAUUAAAAGGAUCAAAGACGAAAUGGUUAAAUUGAAGGAAAGUGCUUACUCGGGUAGGCAUGUCGUUUGUGAGGAUAUCGAGGUGGAGGCACGUCAUGGCUGGUCCUCUGGAUGUGGGGCAGAGAAGGCGCUCAAUUUAACUUCCAACGGGGCGUCGAAACAAGAUUCUUGCACCACCCCAACGGAAUCAUAUGUCAGCACAAAUAAUAAUGCAACUCAUGAGAGGACAAACAUUGGAUCUCCCCAAGAAAAUGACAAAUCACACACAUAUCCAUGUGAAGAGAACGCAGGGAAAAGUACCGUUCAGAAUAACGGGCAGAGUGUAACAACUGGACAUAUUAAAGCAUCUGUAAAUUACGCCAAUGAUUCAUUUUCAAGCGAAGCGGACAUGAUCGAAAAAAUAAUUAGUGAUAUUAAUGAAGAGUUUCGAAUUAAAGAAUAUCACCAAAAGCAAAGGUGUAUGGAAAUUGCCAUGAGCAGUAUAAGUCAAGCUCAGGAGUGCCUUCUCAACAUAAAGAAGAAGCGAAUGACAUCUUACCUGAACAGAAUAAUCAAUUUAUCAAUUCAUGAUGAGGCAAUAUACAUCGGCGAGGACAAUCACGAAAUGGUUCCUAUGGAGCGAAGACACUUGAGGAAGAAAGGGACAAAUAAGGUUACCUUUGGAGGUAUACGCAGCGUUGCUUAUGAUUGCUCAUGUGAAAUAUGCCCCGCGUGUGCUACUCCAAGGAAAACAAUUUUUAAGGGAAAUUCGUUUGGAAGUAUAGAGCAGGUGGCGGACAAAAAGGGUUAUUUGCACACGAGGGGGAAAUUCUCAAAUGGGGAAUUGGAAAGUUCUCCAAGGAAGCAGAAGAAGGUAGAAUAUUCGUUAGUAAUAAAUAAGGGGUCACUGAAAAGUGUUGAGAGGGUUAAAUUGAUGAAUGAGGAAGGGAGAGCGCAGGGAAGAGCAGAAGAAUGGGAAAACAAAAGGGAACAUAGGAGACCGCAAGGAAGGAGCUGCAAGGAAGUUUCCAAGGAACAGUCAACCACUCUGUGCCUCAACCACAAGAACAAUGCAGAAGUUGUGUACAACUACUACGUAAGUUAUGAUGAAUUUUUAAAGUGCAUAAUUUUGAUACAGCGCCGUGUAAGGAUGUGGCUAAACAGAAGGAGAAGGCGUAGCUCCAGGUGGAGCAAAAAUCAAUACGAUGUUUACAACGCGGAAGAAUUAGGCCACUGGUGUUCUGCUAGAAAUAGUGUCUUAAGUGACAACUAUGGGGAGAAGGAGGAAGACCCAGGAGAAAAUACAUCUCAAAUAAAAAAGGAAAAGUACAAGGCAGACGUAAUAAAUCGUGUACUCGAAAAUUGUCAUUCUUUGAAUAAUGAAAAGAAGGAAAUAAAUGAAUUGUAUGUUACUUUUUUAGAGCAAGAAAUGAGGAACAAAAUGGAAGGAAGGAAAAAAUCGAUAUUAUCAUCCCUGCUACAGUGUGCUGAUGGGAAGAAAGAUGACAUUCCUGUGAAUUCCCCUGCAAAUAGCGAUUUCCUUUUUAAUAAGAAGAACCAGAUGAACAAUUAUGAGGAAAACGAACGUAGGAGGGGAUGCGACGAGAUGGGACUGCCUAACAGGGUUGACAAGCUUGAUGUAGACAUAUUUGAAAGUGAAGAAAAUUCGCUCAGAACGGAAGAGAAGGAAAUGGCUAAAGGAACCUAUGGUGUCAAAAGCGACAAUAUAAGUUUUCAGCAAGAUGAGGUGACAUCAUGUAAGCGAAACGUUCAUGAGCUUUUGUGUAACAUGCUCAGUAAGUACAAAAAUGCGAGUGAGGAAAACGGGACAAGCGGAAAAUUGAGAAGUUUGCUCCCAAAUGAAGACUUUACACGUAACCUAAAAAAGUACAAUAGCUUCCUCAAAUCGAUAGAAAAAAAAAACAUUUCUGCAAAAAGGGACACAUUACUAUCAGUUGUGAACAACUUGAAAUUUGAUAACAUAUUGGAUGAAAAAAAAAAAAGAUGCCAAGUGCAGAAGGGCUUAAAGAACAGUUCCCCCAUACCCAGGCCAUGUUCGUUUCUGAGCUAUAGAGAACUCUCGGGCCAUAAUUGCAGUUAUAAGGAUAAGGAACAAAAUGGAGUGGGUGAUGAUAUGAACAAGGGGGAAAGUGACAUGGGCAAGAGUGACAACAAACUGGCAAAAAUUAAAUUUCUCUCAAAGGGCAAUUUUUUUUGUAAAAAUUUUUCCGAAAAAGAAGGAAAUGUGAUAGAUUAUCCCGUGGGUAAAAAUAAUGUGAGCCAUUUUUUACUGAACAAAGUUGGCAAUAAAAAUUUGAAAAGUACAGUAACGGAUAAUUUUUAUGAUGACUGCUAUUCAGAUCGUUUUAUAGGAGAUCGUCACCGUGUCUUCAUUACGAAGAGAUGA
This is a messenger RNA of Plasmodium knowlesi strain H, 3738 nucleotides long. Its product is annotated as GYF domain-containing protein, putative. Lineage: Eukaryota; Apicomplexa; Aconoidasida; Haemosporida; Plasmodiidae. The transcript has 2 exons. Gene Ontology annotation, molecular function: protein binding. The record is from RefSeq and is a predicted model, not a curated record. The coding region runs from base 1 to 3738 and encodes 1245 amino acids.